AUGUCUCGUGAAAAUGAAAAAGACAUUGCCGUCAUUGGCAUGUCAUGUCGUGUAGCUGGUGCCAAUUCUCCAUCUGACUUGUGGGAUCUUCUGGCCUCCUCAAGAGAUGUCCAAAGCAAGAUCACUCGCUUCAACAGUGAAGGCUUCUAUCAUCCGGACGGCGGUCCACGCAAAGGCCUCACCAACGUCAACAAAGCCUACAUGCUUGACGAUAACAUCAUCGACAAAUUUGACAACGCUUUCUUCUACAUUACCCCAUUGGAAGCCGUCGCGAUGGACCCUCAACAACGCAUGCUUCUGGAAAUUGCCUACGAAGCUAUCGAGAAUGCUGGAAUACCUCUGGAUGAUUUUGCUGGAACGGACACAGCAGUCUUCGCAGGAAUGGAAGGCUGCGAAUACCAUACGAUCGCCGCCCGCGAUCUCGAUGCCACUCCUCGAUACCUUGCUACUGGCACCCCAAUCUGCAUGGCAGCCAAUCGAAUCAGCUACUUCUUCGAUCUAUCUGGUCCUAGUAUGUCCGUUGACACGGCAUGUUCAUCUGCUAUGGCAGCAUUACACCAAGCCGUGCGUACCUUGCAGCAUGGCGAUUCGAAAAUGGCCGUCGUUUGCGGCGCCAAGCUCAUCCUCAGCCCAGAUAUGUUCAUGCCUUCCUCAGAGCUAGGCUUUCUUAGCCCAACUGGCAGAUGUCAUACUUUUGACGCUGCAGCCGAUGGCUAUGGUCGAGGAGAGGGAGUCAUAGCGCUUCUCUUGAAACCCUUGAAAAAGGCGCUGGCAGACCGAGACCCCAUCCGCGCUGUCAUCAAGGGGACACGAUUGAAUCAAGAUGGCAAGACACAAGGAAUUACAUUGCCAUCAGCUGACGCUCAGAAAUGUAACAUGCAAGCCCUCUAUAAGGAAUUAAGCAUCUCUCCAGCCGAUAUUCAAUAUUUAGAGGCUCAUGGCACUGGAACAGUAGCGGGCGACCCCCUGGAAUUCUCGGCCAUCAACUCAGUAUUUGGACAAUCUCGCGGAGCCGUUGAUCCUCUGGUGGUGGGCUCGGUCAAGAGCAAUAUAGGGCACCUCGAAGCAUGCUCGGCGCUUGGAUCCGUUAUGAAAGUCGCUCAGUGUCUUGAAAGAGCCCAAAUACCGCCUCAGAUGAACUUCAGAGUCCCCAAUCCGAAUAUCGAUUUUCAGAACGUCACAAUACCAAACCAAAUGACCUCUUGGCCAACAUCGAACGAUGGCAGUCGGAGAGCAGCUGUCAACACAUUCGGAGCAGGGGGCACAAAUGGCCAUGCUGUUCUAGAGGCAUACACAGGAUGGCUAUCUCAGUCACCCACCUCCGAGAAGAAACCAUACUUGUUCAAAGUCUCCGCCGCGGAUGAUAUGUCUCUCAAGCAGAUUUCAUUGAGAUUUGCAGAGUACGUGAAGGUUUCUAAGCCAGUACUUCGUGACCUUGCACACACCAUGCUUGAUCGCAGGUCGACGCUUAGGAAAUCGGUUUUCUUCACAGCAAGCAGUCAUAAAGAAGUGGUUGCGGCUUUGUGUGCAGAUGGCCACAGUGUUCAUGCGAAGCCGAAAGAAGCUAACAAAGGGCUCGUUUUCCUGUUUACGGGUCAAGGUGCUCAAUGGGCACAGAUGGGGAUGUCCUUAAUGGACGAUUGCCCCCUCUUCGGAUCCAUGCUACGUGAAUGUGACCGCUUACUAUCAGAGCUACCUGAUCCUCCGGCUUGGACAAUCAUAGAAGAACUCUCCAAGGCCAAGGAAACCUCGAAUGUCGACAAGGCGGAAUUUUCUCAGCCGCUCUGCACCGCGCUCCAGCUGGGCCUGGUGGCAGUGCUAGAAUCUUGGGGUGUGGCUCCAGAUGCGGUGGUGGGGCAUUCUUCUGGGGAGAUCUGUGCAGCGUAUGCUGCCGGUAUACUUUCGUUGCGAGAUGCGAUGGCAAUCUCCUACUAUCGCGGUCUCGUACUGGGCUGCCACCCAGCCCAGAAGCCUGAAGGCUCCAUGUGCGCUGUUGGGCUGAACGAAGACAGCGCAAAGGCUCUGAUCGAAGAUUUGGGCGGCAAUGUUCAGAUUGCAGCAAUAAACUCGCCAAAUAGUUGUACGCUUUCAGGUGACGCUGCUGCCAUCAAGGGAAUAGUGAAGCAGCUUAUCGAGGAAAAGCGAUUUUGUCGGGAGCUGAAGGUUGAUCAAGCCUACCACUCGCAUCAUAUGUUCCCAUUGGCCCCGAAAUAUGAAAAUAAGCUCGUGCGGGCUAAGAUAACACCUCUACGUGACAACGCAAAAUGUGCCAUGUACUCCUCUGUCUAUGGUCGCAGAAUGGAUGCCUCAGAAUACACACCAUCAUACUGGAAGCAGAACAUGAUAUCAACAGUCACAUUCCAGGCAGCAUUGGAAGAGUGCAUGAACGGUCACCCAGACGCAGCUGCGAUUAUUGAGAUUGGGCCUCACUCGGCAUUGAAGGGACCAGCGCAAGAGAUCCUCCAUGCCUUGGGCAAACCCCAUCUACCAGUGGAACCAUUCACAAAGUUUCUGGGCAGAAUCGAGGAUGACAUUCCGAACCGACCAAGUUGGCGGAAUCGGCUUAUGCUGAAGGAGAUUAUAUGGCUUCAAGAGCUCAUGGCUGAAGGACUUACCGAGAUACCCGCCGCCGCGUACCUUCUUAUGGCUUUGGAGGCUGCUCGUCAGCUCUCCGGCAAUAAAAGCUCUGAUGCUUACUCACUUUGCGUGUCCAACGUCCAUUUCGAGCAACCUUUACUACUCUCUACCUUUUCUGAUGCUCAUUCUGGUCUGGAAAUCCAACUGAUUGCUAGGAAAACGGACGGCACCGACAAAAUUGCAUUUGAGAUCUUCUCUCAGCCUUCAGCAGACGAAGGCUCAUGGACCAGGCAUUGUUAUGGCAAUUUCGAGACGCAAGCGAUUGCAGAGUCGCCUGUCCUCAAUCUCCCAAAGCUCCUUCAUGACCAAUCAUUGUUAGACAAGGCGCGAACACUGAAGCUUAGUGUGGGAGUGGGUGUAAGCAGCCUCAAGCUGAGCCUGGAAGGCUCAUCUGGAGAGUUCGAACGCGAUACAGACGAUAUGGACACCUACGCUGUCCAUCCCUCAAUUUUGAAUUCUAUCCUGGAAUUACCUCCAGUGUCGUUGAUGGGCCAGAAUCUUCCAGCUGAGCACCGCCUAUCUUCGGUCGCUUCAAUCACGGUGUCGAUCCUUCGGCUUGGGUCGGACUACGGGCGCUUUACUACUCGUAUCAAGCCCUCAGAGUUCUACAACGUAGAAAGCGAUAUUCAGAUCAGCCAAUGCGACAGAAUAAUCUCGUUAAAAGGCCUAAAUCACCAAGCUACGAAGUUGAUUCACCAGAAGCCAGCGCUGAACUCGUUAUUCUUCAAGCCAGUCCUGCUUCCCGAUGUUACAAGGCUAUCGGUAGCGGCGCCCAUGAGUAUCUCACGAUGUGCCGAACUUUUGACCUACAAGUGGCCCAUGUGCGACAUCAAGAUUAAUGGCGUCCCUGAGCGCUGUACCUUAUCUAUCCUGAAAGCCUUUGGUGCGGCUGGUGGCCAAGCAAGAUCUUACUUUCGAUCCAUAGAAUGCUCCUCAAUUCCACCAGGUGUUGUCUCAGAUCGCAUACAGCUGGUCGAUGGCUCUGACAUGACCAGCAAAUAUCACAUGGUCAUCACACAUAACAACCCUCCAGCAGGGCUGCUGAGUGAACAUUUGCUUUCUGGAGGCUUUUUGUGCAUUCCAAAAGCCCAUCUCGAGGUUUUAGAAUGCAAAACCAAUACAUCAUUUGAGUUUGUCUGCGAUAUUAGUGGCUUGGGCUCAGACUCAUGGGCGCUUCUCCGUAAAAUCACUGAUCCGAAUGCGGUGUCCGCCGGUCGAAGAGCCGUGUUGUUCACCAAUCAGGGUGGACUGCCCUUUCGCAAUGCUCUCGGGAAAUUGGAGUCUAUUCCGCUCGAACCUGCGCCAGUGAGGCAUUUUUGCAAGCGAAACAGCUUUGCGAGAUUCGAUGCCAUAGUUAUUGACUUUCUGGGAAAGUCAGCCAUUACCACAUGGACCGGGAGCGUACUCAUGCCGUGGGUGCAAACUCUACUGAAGUCCGCUGAUAGCAUCCUUUGGGUCACACGAAACAGCCAUGAAAGCCCGUAUGCCAAGGUUGCGGGCAGUCUACUACGCACGCUGCAAUCAGAGCAGCCUUCUCUCAGGAUCUCAUGGCUCCUAACAGAUGAGACGGUAAACAAGAAUCUAGACACUUUUGCAUCGCAGGUCGAACAAGCGUUUGUGCGUAUGAUCGAAGGUGAAAAUGAGCUUGUGACGAAGACUGGAGGAUUGGGACUAAAGAUCUUGCGGUACUUACCUGAUGAUGAUCUCUCAGUCGAUACUGGUCUGAGCCUCCCUCGACAAGUGCGAAGCCCAUUAGGCGAGGCAGAUUACUCGCUUGGUUUUGCAGUACCCGGGGAGCCCGUCAUCCUGUCUUAUAAAGAUAGCGCUAUGCAGUCAUUGAGCGGCGAUACCACCGAGGUGCUUGUUGAAGCAUCGGCAGUAGGCAUUGAUGAUCUACACAUGUUCAGCGGUAGAACUAACAUUCAAGUCCCUCGGUCUCGGCCUGGAUUGUUCUUCGCUGGAAGGGUACUCAACAGCCAAGAUUCAGAGUUUCCACCUGGAUCUCGCGUAGUUGGCUGGCACCACGAUCAUACCCAUCGUAAGAAAUUAAGCGUUCAAUCUUACGAUGUCUGCCGGUAUCCAAGCUCAACGCAGCCAUCACAUGCUGCCUCAAGGUAUUCAGCCAUAGCAGUUGCGUGCUGUAUUGUCGAUGGGGCUGCAAGAGCUCGUCAAGGCGAGACCUUCCAAAUCAACGUCCAAGGGUCGCUCCUGAACGCCGUCGAGCAAAUUUGCAGGCGUUUGGGAGCACUUGUGCCAAGUUCAUGCACCCGGUCGAAAGCCGAUUUUGUUGUCACUUUCAAAUGCCCCGAAGGUAUCCGCGUCAACGACAGGCCAAUCGAGGUCGCCAGCUACCUGCAGUCAGAUCAUGGCAGAGCAAUGGUACAGCGAAGUUGGCAAGAGUUGGCCAACCUACCGUUGCAAAUUGAUGAGUACGAAGUUGCAGACUACAAAGAGGCAUUUAACAACGCAAAGCACCCGUAUUCCACCGUCCUCCUCCAUCGCAACACAGCAAAAAUCGUAAAGCAUGUACCUAUGUACAGGGAGGCGGCGCACAUGUUCAUGGAUCAUGCUAACUAUAUAGUGAUUGGCGGACUAGGGGGCCUUGGCCGCUUUAUCUGCUCAUGGAUGAUCGAAAACGGAGCCAAGCACAUAACAACCAUAUCGAGGAGCGGGGCAGACACUCUGGAAGCAAGAAAUGCCGUAUCUGCUAUGAAUGCCUCUGGUGCAUUCAUUCAAUGCGUCAAAGCAGAUGCCUGUGAUCGCAAAGCGAUCUCCAAGAUUUUCUCCAAAUUGCGUAGCAAAUGCCCCAUCAAAGGCGUCAUUAACCUGGCCAUGGUUCUUGGAGACGCACCAAUGGCUUCCAUGACUGCCGAGGAGUGGGAUCGCGGCCUGCGUGUUAAGAUUGACUCUAGCUGGAUUUUGCAUGAAGAGACAUUGCAGGAUCCGUUGGAAUUCUUCAUCUUGUUCUCAUCCAUCGCGAGUGUGCUCGGUAAUAGGAGUCAGGGCAACUACAACGUAGCUAAUACAUUCUUGAAUGCAUUGGCGGAAUACCGGCAAUCGUUGGAUCUUCCUGGGAUCUCUGUGGCUUUGGGGGCUGUGACCGACAUGGGCGUCCUCUACACCCUUUCCAAACCAGACAUGCUGCAGAUCCUGAGCCGCAGUGGGCUAACUUACCUUACAAAGUAUCAUCUCGCUAAGAUCAUGGAGGCCGCAAUACUCGAAUCCCCACGCAGGGAUCGCUCUCUGGUACUCACUGGGUUGAAUAUGUUUGAACGUGAAGCAGAUGGAAGCCUUGCCGGUCGCACCGACCCUCUAUUUUGGACCGAUUGGCCUGAAUUUGGGCACUUGCAGCAGUACAAGCUCUCAACAGUUGUAGACGGGACUAAAAUUAGUCAAGCCCCGCUCAAGGACCAAGUCGCCGACAUGCGCCACAAAGGGGAUACGGAACAAAUAAGGGGUGCCGUACGAAACGCCUUCUUGACCUUCUUAUCGCAAUUACUAGGCUUCGGUGUAGACGCCUUUGAUCCUUCACAGGCUUUGAUGAUGUAUGGGAUUGAUAGUCUGAGUGGGGUGUCGUGCCAGUACUGGUUCCACAAAGAGCUUGGAGUCGAUGUGUCCGCUGGCAAGGUCCUGGGAGGAGACUCAAUUGAGAAUAUCGUCGGUGGUGUAUUCCAGAAACUGACCUCAGAUCUGUGA
This is a messenger RNA of Letharia lupina, 6333 nucleotides long. RefSeq lists its product as uncharacterized. Gene Ontology annotation, biological process: secondary metabolite biosynthetic process; fatty acid biosynthetic process. The record is from RefSeq and is a predicted model, not a curated record. Gene Ontology annotation, molecular function: phosphopantetheine binding; fatty acid synthase activity; 3-oxoacyl-[acyl-carrier-protein] synthase activity. NCBI's taxonomy places the organism in Eukaryota, Fungi, Ascomycota, Lecanoromycetes, Lecanorales, Parmeliaceae. The coding region runs from base 1 to 6333 and encodes 2110 amino acids. The transcript has 9 exons.